CAUUUACGGUAUUAAACUCUUCGGUUUCUUAGCCUAUACCUCGUGUUUUCCCCAUGUUAUGUUUCUCGCUUUUCUUUUUGGGAUGUAUUCAGCAAUCAAAGAUAAUUUUCCCAUUACUCAUGUAAGAUGCUUCAGUUCUUCGCCCCCAUUCCGCUUAUCAAAUAUGUCCACCUCUGUCGCUCCUGCAGUCUAUCUCGCUUUUUCGCAUUUAAUUUAAAAGUCUGGGGCGAUGGUAUCGAUUGUCGCUUGUAGUUUUUGUUCCCACUUCCAGGGCACUACAUGUUUCCUCAAUGCGGCAAAUUAUUGGCCAUCCCCUCAGUCCUCCAGCCCUCAAUUAUAGCCAAGAAAUUCAGUUUUGAUAGAGAAACAACAGCCUCCGGAAAGUUAUUUGUGUCAGUACAAUUUGAAUUUUCGGAAGCAACUGCUGACACGACAGCAGAGCGGAAAAAAUAGAAGAAAAACGCCACAAGAAGGAGUCACAAAUUUUCACCAGUCUAAGGGCUCCUGGAAGUUCUGGAAAAGUUACCGACCAUCUUGACACCUUGACGUUUUGCAAAUUGAAAGUUUUUGAACUUUCACCAUUUUUCCAAUCCAUUCAACCUGCCCGAAAUGCGUUCCUUGUGGUUUCUGCUGUUGGUGGCUUUCAUUUUGUGCGGCACAGGUGUUGCAGCUUUGCGUUGCUACAAAUGUGAGGACUGCGAUGAGAAUACCCAACUCGGCGACAUGGAAAUGUGCGAUGGCCCACUAAUGAGUGGCACUGGACAGGGCACACCUGCCACUUCCAUUUCCAGUCCGAGUCCAAGUCCAAGUCCGAGUCCAAGUUCGAGUCCAAGUCCGAGUCCAAGUCCAGGACCAGGACCAGCUGCUUCUCCAGCUCCUGCUGCAUCACCCGCCCCCGCAGCUCCUUCCGAUGUCAGCGAAGAGGAGGACUAUGAGAGCGAGGAGUCGUCCACCAUAGGCAUCAUGCCAGCCGGAAAUAUUGUGCCCCAGAAACCCGGAAGCGGAAAUGGUGCACCACCAGCAGGAACUGGAGGAGCAGCAGCAGAAGGAGCAUCCGAAGGAGCUGUCAGCGAAGAGGAGGAGGAAGAGGACGAAGAGGAGGAGGAACGGCGCAGGCGGAGAUCAAUCGGCCGACAGGUCGACCUCGACAUGCCAAUCCCCUUCUGCUACAUAGUGAGGCUCCAACUCAAUGAAUCAGUGAUCACCAAGAGGGGUUGCACCACUGCCAGGAUGAGUAAUGACACGGGAGGAUGCGACGGUCUCUUUGACAACUGGACCGUGGCAGGAUGUCAUCUGUGCCCGGACGACGGAUGCAAUCGCCCCAUCAGCGGAUCAUCAUCCAGUAGAAUUAUGGUACAAUUCCGGACCAUUCUAACGCUCACGCUAAUGGCAUUUAUGGCCCGCUAUCUGGGCAAUUGACUUGGUUUAUAGAAAUACAUUAAUAUAUAUGGCCCAAGAAGUUUGAUUUCGACUUUGGGCGUCUGAGCUCAUUUUAUUUUUGGAAGCGCUUGUGUGUUUUUUAAAGCACAUGAUGUGUCUAUUAAUGGGUCGCUUACCACUCGUAAUGUUCGGCGGCAAUGAGCACACCUGAGCUAUUUUCGCAUAAUUGUUUAAUUGGCAUCGAUAAGGCAUUGUCCCUAUUUUUUUGCGCGCGAACACAGGGGAAAGUGCUCGCUCAUUGAGCCCGUUCAUUCAGUUGCAGGCGUAUCGGAAUCAAAUCAAUUAGUGGCUACCGAUAAGUGAUGACGAGAAAUAUAUGAUAUAGUCGGGUGCUCCCGUUCAAAUACAAUAUCAUGACUUCAUGCCUACAACCGCAAACUGAUAAACUACUGAUAUACUUGAUACACUGAUCAAAUGGCCAAAGCAUUUAGGCCGAUAAGCGUUAGGAAGUCGAGUGGCAAUUGCUGCCUUAAACUUUGCCGAGAUUUACGGCAUUAUUUCGGGGGUCCGGAAUUGAGCAGCGUUCUUAAUACAGCGAUGAGGAAACGCGCCCGAUAACAAGGUAUCACUUUAAGGAAACUUGCUCUAAACUGUAAAUGCCACUGCCAAAUUCGUUAGGUUGAUAUAAAAUGUAUAUACUAUAUAUACCUUUUAACUCCUCGAUUUGUGGGCUCGCAUUUGGGGGCUUUUAAACGCUUCCCCGUUUUAUUUUCGUCGGCUUCCGGGACGGUGAAGUAAAGUAACUUGAAAUGACGAUCAUGCCCAAAAGCCUUUCAAAAACCCGGCUUUCAAAUGACGUCGGAAGAGAAUCGUCAACCAACGAGAAUCCAAAGAGAAUCCCAAUGAGUUUAAACAAAAACCCCAGAGAAAGAGAAUCGUCAUCGCCGUGUGAGCACUUAGCACUUUACGUGAUGUCGUCGACACUUUGGAAGAUAUGAAUAUGCAACUUUUUGUCUCCGGGGAAAUUACAGUUUUUUAUCACCCGUCUGCGCUUUUCAGAUGAUGCGUCAGUUAAAGCCAGGCGGCACUAACCACAUUCACUCGACAUUUGGCACGAUCCACGGCCGGUAAAUGAUGAAUUAUAUACCAUUUGGGAACAUGCAGAUGCCCGAUUUACGAGCUGCACCAGUUAAGUUUCAGGGCCAGGCAUUACGGAAAAAGUGACAGUUGAAUUAACUAAACUAUGCUUUGAUUUGCGUGCUUUAUUUGGUCAUACAAAGCUGCCAACCAUUUCACAUCUU
Molecule: messenger RNA, 2681 nt
Organism: Drosophila gunungcola (fruit fly)
Lineage: Eukaryota; Metazoa; Arthropoda; Insecta; Diptera; Drosophilidae
Product: dihydrolipoyllysine-residue acetyltransferase component of pyruvate dehydrogenase complex
Exons: 3
Coding region: 610-1419 (269 amino acids)
Source: RefSeq, a predicted model, not a curated record